AAGGAAACCACUGUGCGGGUGCACGGAUUCCUCGCCUCGGCCGCGAGUAGACGACCUCCUUCCGACUUACUUCACGUCACCCCGCCCGUCUGCCCGCCGUCUCCUCCCUAAAACCUCAGCCGCGACCAUCCCUCGGAGCGACUUUGGGCCGAGCAAGAAAUAGACCGACGGAGGCAGCGGGGGAAAGUGCGUGCGUGUGUGCGUGCGCGCGUGUGUAAGAGAGGGAGAGGGAGACACAAAAUCCAUGCAGACUCCCAACAUCACCUAGACUACCUGCUCCGGCACAACAAGGGGGGGAGGAGGACGCACAAGUGCGGGAGCGUCCAUGCGUGCCAGGCGAACAACACAAUAAAGCAGGCGACGCUCCGCAAAUCCAACCCUGGAAUAAGAGUUUAGGCUCAGAACUCUUUGGAGGAGAGCACAGCUUUGCCACGAGAACAACGUUGCCUAAAUGAGUGCACGGUAGGAAGAGUCAUGCAUCUCAACAGAGAAGAAGACAACAGCAAAGGACCCUUGUCUCUCAGUGUUUUCCUGGUGUCUGUAGCGUUUGUAGUUUGUGCCGUUUGGCUGGUAGCUCUAUGUGGCGUCUGCACCUGGUGUCAACGUAAACUGGGGAAGAGGAAUAAGCCUGGGGUGGAGGCCGCCAGCUCUCCGGAUUCCGUGAGAGGUCGAGGGGAAAAUAAAGCCAUCAACGAACUAGACAGAGACUUUUGGAAUAACAAUGACAGCAGCAACGUGCAGCAGCGGUGGAGCUCCUACCCGCCCAAGGAGUUCCUCCUAAACAUGUCUCCCUACGCGCCCUACGGAGACCCUCGCCUCACGCCCAACGGGGCCGCGGACAAGGGUGGGCCGGGUGGCGCUGGACCCUCGCCGGGGGCCAGCGACGGUGGGGGCGGCGCUUGCUCGGGGAAUGGGGCGGGGCCCAGCCGCAGCGACAGCGUGCGCAGCAUGGUGACGGGGGGCAGCAAGGCCGGGCGCUGGCAGAUGGUCCAGAGCCACAUGCAUGCCGGAGGCCUGCGAUUUAGCAACUUCGGGGACGCUUCCCUCUCCUCCGCCUCCACCCUGGAGCACAUCCCGUCCUCGGCGGUGGCGCGCCCGCGGCCCCUGGUCCGGCAGCAGAGCCUCCAACAGCCCCUCACUCACCAGCCCCCUCCGGGUCCCAACGAUCCCCCGGUCACCUCACAGAGCCUGGGCCAGCUGCACACGGGUCCGGGCGGCGGGGGCCACCGCGGGGGCCCGCGGGGGGUCCGGGGGAGUCCGGCUGGAGCCUCCCGGUACAGAGGAACAGGGGCGGGCCGGUCCAGGUCCAACCCGGGGAGCUGGGAUCACAUGAUGGAGCAGAUUCGCCACAGAGGGCUGGACGUCAAGUCGUUCCUCGAGGGGAAGAUGGUUGUUCUGUCUCUAGCGAUCGGCCUGGCCGAACAAGACGACUUUGCCAACCUCCCGGAUCUACAGGAAGCGCCGGCGAGCAAAGAGAACGAGCACACGCCAGAGAAGAGAACUCCAGGCAACAAAGCAGGCAGCAGCUCCAGAGGUCAAACACCAGACGAAAGCGGGCGGCGCCAGGGCCACGAUGCCAACUCCUCCGUCUCCGACUUGGCCAACUCAGUCACCAGUGACAUGCUAAUGUUGUCUCCAGGUUCAGAGGAAGAUGAACAUGAAGGUGCCGUGUGUGAGAAGCUGGGUCGGAUCCAGUUCAGCGUGGGCUACAGUUUUCAGGACUCCACUCUCACCGUCAAAAUCCUGAAGGGCCAAGAUUUGCCUGCUAAGGACUUUUCCGGCACCUCCGAUCCAUUCGUCAAACUCUACCUGUUGCCAGACAAGAAGCACAAACUGGAGACCAAAGUGAAGAGGAAGAACCUCAACCCCCACUGGAACGAGACCUUCCUGUUCGAAGGGUUUCCAUACGAGAAGGUGGUCCAGAGGACUUUAUACUUGCAGGUUCUCGACUAUGACCGCUUCAGCCGGAACGAUCCCAUAGGAGAGGUGUCCAUCCCCCUCAACAAACUGGACCUGGCCAACAUGCAGACUUUCUGGAAGGAGCUGAAACCAUGUAGCGAUGGCAGUGGAAGUCGAGGAGAUCUGUUGGUGUCUUUGUGCUACAACCCCACCGCCAACACCAUCACUGUAAGCAUCAUCAAAGCCCGCAACCUCAAAGCCAUGGACAUUGGAGGCACUUCUGACCCCUAUGUUAAAGUGUGGCUGAUGCACAAGGACAAGCGUGUGGAGAAGAAGAAGACGGUGGUAAUGAAACGGUGUCUGAACCCGGUUUUCAACGAGUCCUUCCCCUUUGAUGUGCCUGCCCACGUGCUGAGGGAGACCACCAUAAUUAUCACCGUCAUGGACAAGGACAGGCUCAGUCGCAAUGAUGUCAUUGGAAAGAUUUAUCUUUCCUGGAAAAGUGGCCCCGCGGAGGUAAAACACUGGAAGGACAUGAUGGGGCACCCUCGCACCACCGUGGCCCAGUGGCACGCUCUCAAGGCCUGAGGGACCACGGGCCCAAACUGCCUACAGUGUUCUGUCCUCCUCUGAAUUCAGCAUCAGCCUCUCAGCCCCUAACCUCAGCACACAUCCUCUACUCCCCAAGACUGCAGUCUUGAGCUGCAGAAAAUGUGUCAUCUCUUUGUUCUCAGGCCUCUUUGAUAUCCCCAACCCAGAGUUCUCGUGACACCCUCCUUAAAUUUCACCCUUGUCAAGAUCUGAUGUCCACCUCAUCCCUUUGUCUGAACUGAAAAAUGUCUUUGAUGUCUGUACUCACUCUCUUCUUGUACUCUUUAUAUGAGAUUAGUUUUUCUAGAUAUCUCUUAGUCUGUCCCUCACCUUGUUAACCAUUCUCUGUUUAACAUCAGAGCAGCACCUUUUGCCACACGCGACGCCGACCUGCCGACCAAAACCGGAUCUAGCCGGCAUUGCGACCGUCAGACAGGCCGCACUCGAUCGCCCACCUGAGUGUGAACGGCGCCCACCUCUGCCAACCACCGUCCACGUCCAUCUGGUGUUGCAGCGAGGACUCUCCCACCGGCUCCUCGCCUCUUUGUUGAAGUCCCCUUCCGCAUUCCUGCAUCGCCGCGAAAGAGCGAUGGGCUGUAUUUCAAAGGGAACUGGACUAGAAGUGGACACUCAACUCAUGUUUGAUCUUUUCUCAUUUUCUCUGACGUCACUGUAAUAAUUCUGCUUUGGCUGGAACCCUUUGUUGUCUGUGCGUGCUGUGGGUGAUGUGCUGUAACCCCAAAUGUAGUUCCUCGACGACAACAAAAAAAGGAUAUAACACGAACAUUUAACACCGAUCCGACGUGGACAAGUGUCAAAAAACAUGCUUUUUCUAUUUUCUUGGAAUAGAGAAAUCCCAACUGACAGAAAAAAAGCCAGUCAAGUGAUUAAUGUUGUGUUUAAUUUUUUGGGUUUUCAAAAGAACUUAGAAAAUCAACCUGUUCUUCCAGACACAGAAAAUAAGCAAAAAGCCAGCUUCCAUGCGUGUGGAGGUGUGGGUUACUCUGUGUGUGUUUGUGUUUUUGCGUGUGUGUUUGUGAGAAUCAAUGAGAGAGGGAGAGAGAGUUAUGGACUUGAACAGCUAAAUUAAAGACACUGUUGAAGAGAGCGUUGCCCUUGACAAUGAUGGUGAACAUAAGGCACCGUUUGACCUUGUAGUGUUGAAGCUCGCCAGCGAUGUGGGGAGGUCACAGGUCAGCCCUUGUUUUUCUUUUUCCAAAGUGCAGACACAGUGUGGGAAGAAAUUUUAGACGGUUUAAUAUUUACUGCUGAUCUGUGACAACAAAAGCUUUCUUUUUAUUUUCUUAGAUGCCAUUUUGAGUUAGUUCAGAAAAUUGUUAGUCUUCCAGAUGUUUGCUUCACGGCCUGAAUGUGACCUCCUGCACUGCCCAGAUACAGAAUGUGUAUGAAUGGAAAGAAACGAGACUAAUAAUACGUAGGAGAAAAGUCUUUUUACAUUCCACUUGUUGUUUUUUGUCUACUGGAUGUGUGUGUGUGUGUGUGUGUGUGUGUGUGUGUGUGUGUGUGUGUGUGUGUGUGUGUGUGUGUGUCAAUAUUUGAGCUUCUGUUUGUGUGAUUGUAUUUACUGUGAGUCUCUGUGUUUAUAUCUGCACUGAGUUCUAUUUUGCCAGUUUAAUACAGAAGAACAUUGUUUACCGUUUUUAUUCUGUAUGAAACAAUCCAGAUGUACAAAGAAAUGUGUUUUUUAAAGCUGUCUCGUCUUCAAGAAUCACUGCACUUGUUGGCAACAGCGCUGGAACAAACCUCUCUUCAUAAGCAGAGUUAUUUUCCAAGUCGGCCGCAGUUAUUUGAUUUGCGAGGACGCGAGAUUUGUUACACAAAUUUGAAAUGUCACUAAGCAGCUAUAAGACGACCUUAAGUGUAACCUUAAGUGUUUUCUUUAUCCAGCAUGUACCAGGGUUUGAGUUAAAGACAUACAGUAAGUGACAGCACUUUGUCCUCUCUGUCCUUCCUGUCCGACUCACUGAGGCUAAAAUAAAGGGCGGCUCCGCGGCAUCACAGGUGACGUUGCCCCUGAAACGCCCCGCUGUGCACACAUGCUUUCCAGCACCAAGUGUUCUGUGUGUGCCUUAUGAAAACCUGCCACACCCUGCUCGUCACCAUAUGUGCUCCCUCUGCCAGAGUCAGGGAGGGAGGAAGGUGAGACGGGAGAUAAUCAUCACCUCAGCGUUAGCUACAUCUCAGGUCAGAGCCGAGCACUGGCACGUCCCAAAAUAACCAGAAACACCAUCACCUAACUGUCCGAGUGGCCACAAAGUGUCACGUUAUAACAGCUUAGUGGAAGUCACGUCAAUAAGAGGAGCAUAAGUAUUUAUUAGCUUAUAAAUGAAGUGGCUGUUUCAGUUGAAAUCACACUCCAGUAUUGUUUGUUCACUGUUUACUGACCACAGAUAACAUGCUUUUAAGGGACGAGCUCACAUUUAAAGUUUAGGGCAUUCUGCUUGAGACUAAGAGAGGUUAACCAGCAACAUUUUAAUUUACAUACUGUACAACUGAUUGUGAAGUAUCCUGUAUGGAAAAAACACUCAUCAGUGUAUCGGGGGGGUCUUUGAUAUCUCUGUCCUUGGUAUCGCUGCCCCGUCGUUCACUCCCAUUUCUCUCUGUAUUGACACAUCUGUGGGUGCACAAUGUUAAAUAUCAACCAUUUAUUUUUUGAAAUCUGUACAGUGUACAUACGGAUAUAAAUGUGUAUAUAAAAAAGC
Molecule: messenger RNA, 5213 nt
Organism: Betta splendens (Siamese fighting fish)
Lineage: Eukaryota; Metazoa; Chordata; Actinopteri; Anabantiformes; Osphronemidae
Gene: syt7b
Product: synaptotagmin VIIb
Exons: 13
Coding region: 475-2487 (670 amino acids)
Biological process (GO): vesicle fusion; calcium-ion regulated exocytosis; cellular response to calcium ion
Cellular component (GO): synaptic vesicle; membrane; axon
Molecular function (GO): calcium ion binding; calcium-dependent phospholipid binding; phosphatidylserine binding
Source: RefSeq, a predicted model, not a curated record